Molecule: messenger RNA, 1089 nt
Organism: Thermothielavioides terrestris NRRL 8126
Lineage: Eukaryota; Fungi; Ascomycota; Sordariomycetes; Sordariales; Chaetomiaceae
Exons: 2
Coding region: 1-1089 (362 amino acids)
Source: RefSeq, a predicted model, not a curated record
AUGGCGAUACCCUGGGGGACCCUCAAAUCGCUGCUCAUCUUCUUCGGCCCCAUCCUCCUGCCCAAGGCCCUCUCCUACUACCGCUCCGUGCGCGCCGCCCCGCGAAUCCAGGGCCUCAAAGUCCGCCCGCUCCCGCGCCGCAUCCGACUCGCCAUCUCCCUCCUCCUCCUCACCGCCGGCUUCUUCCUCCUCCUCACCCUGCCGCCCUUCUCGCCGGAGCACAUUUUCCGCCUGACCCAGUCGCGCCUGCAGAUCCCCGCCGACGUGCUCUUCACCCGCCUGGCCUCCCUCCGCCCGCACAACACGCUCACGCCGACCGACCUCGCCCUGCGCGCCAAGUUCGCCUCGCUCGAGUCCCGCCUGGUAUACCUGCACCUGGGGCCCUCGACCGUCGCGACCUGCCCCUUCUGCACCUCGGACGACCCGCGCUCCUACCUGUACUACUUCCUGCCGGAGCUGCUGGCGCCGCACCUGGCGAACCUGGCCGUGGUCACGGCCGCGACGUCGGCGCUGCUGACGCGCGACGACCCGCGCGGCGUGGCCGGGUGGCGCGCGCCCGCCGCGCUGGCCGCCGCCGCGCUCGCGCUCGCCGACCUGUACCUCGUCGCGGCGCACGACCACGCGGCCAACGCGCGCGCCCUGCGCCUCGCCGAGAUCGACUCGUUCUACUGGACCGCGCGCGCCGCCCGCUACGCCGCGCUCGCCGCCCUCGACGCCGGCCUCGCCGCCCUGUGCUACCUGACCGGCACGCAGCGGGCGUUUGUGCGGCCGCCCGCCCCGGCCGAGAGGCUCGAGGCUGUUGUCAGGGGGCUGGGCGGGGUCAAGGGCAAGAUCAAUGCCGCCGGGGUGGUGAAGAAUACGGUGCUGCGGGACGAGGAGCUCCGGGGCCGGUGCAAUGCGUACUGGGCGCACGAGGUCCGGUUGAUGAGGGAGAUGAUGGAGGAUAGGGAGGUGGUGGAGGGUGUGAAUGAUGCGCUGCUGAAUCGGAUUGAUAUUGCCGGGAUAGAGAGGGAUGCCGAGGCGUAUGCAAAGGCGGUGUUGAUGCCGUCUGGGGAAGGGAGAGCCGCGACGGAGGAGGUGGUCGGUUGA